Molecule: messenger RNA, 501 nt
Organism: Phycomyces blakesleeanus NRRL 1555(-)
Lineage: Eukaryota; Fungi; Mucoromycota; Mucoromycetes; Mucorales; Phycomycetaceae
Exons: 2
Coding region: 1-501 (166 amino acids)
Source: RefSeq, a predicted model, not a curated record
AUGCUGAAAACAAAAAUCUCUGACUAUGCCUUUUAUACCACGACGGACAUCUACACCAACGUUGCCAAGCAACUGUCACGACUACCCAAAUUUAUAAAUGCGUCAAAGUUUGGAAAACUUAUCAAAGACAAAGACUUUGGCGAACGGGUCUUCAAAUGUGUCGAGGGAAAGAAUAUCAAAGGACAAUGCGAUCGGAAACUUGGCGGAAUCAAAUUCUGCCUUCCCACAGAAAUCAAUAACGAUGGUAGCAAUUGGAUGAAUGGUGGAUAUGUUAGGAAAUCUCCAGACAUUGAAAGCGUGGUGACACGGCAAGAAUUCGUCGAGGCAAUGAUUAUGAAGUUAAGGAACCGAUGUCUCUGUCGUUAUAUCUUCGCUUCUACCAGGCCAACAUCAUCUUCACCGAUCUUGGAAAGAGAUUUCUUGGCGGAAAACAACGUCAAGGCAGCCGGCUUGGCUUAUUGCCAUGAGGACACUCAAUCAAAAAGGCUCGGCUUUGUGUGA